AUGUCUUGGUCCAGAAUGCUUCCUUUGACCAUCUUCUCCCUUUUGACCGCGGGAGUUGCGGCCUUCCCACAAAGCUUUCGCCUGCCUGAAGGUAUCGAGUUGAACGAAGCCCUUCAAUCUAUCGAACGUCGCCAGCUUAGGGGAACGGGAGGCCGCCUUGGUUCUAGCACAACUUUCGAUCCUGAGCGCCAGCUAAUCGAUGUACAAGGCGAGCACGCGUUCGUCCCUCCCAAUUUUGCCUCUGGUGACAAAAGAGGACCUUGCCCAGGACUCAACGCCUUAGCAAACCACGGAUACUUACCUCACAACGGUAUCGCGACGCCUCUUCAAUUCGCCGAAGUCACCAAUCGAGUCUUCGGUCUUGGAAUUGACAUUGCCCUCGUUGCUGCCGUUUUGGGAGUGUAUGCAGCCGGAGACGGCCUGACAUGGUCCAUCGGAGGUCCGCCAGGCGGCGGCCUUCUCAAUCUUCCCAUCCUCGGCAAGCCAACUGGCAUCAGUUUCUCUCACAACAUCUACGAGGCCGAUGCCUCGCCCACCCGCGAGGACUUUUAUGAGCAUGGCAAAGCCUAUGCUGUAGAUAUUGACGCUUUCAAAUCCUUGUACAAUAAGCUGCCGACUUCUGACUUGGAUACUCUGGCCAAGCACCACGAUGAGCGUGUCAAGCAUUCCGUUGCCACCAAUCCAUAUUUCUUCAGUGGUCCGCUGCCAGGCUUCGCUAUUGGCGCUGUUGCGACCUUUUUCGUUUUCCGUCUUGCGGCAAAUCACACUCCUGAAUAUCCUCAAGGUCUGCUCGACAAGAAUACUUUUGCGUCGCUUUGGUCUGUCGAGGGCGAGGGUGAUGCUUUGACCUGGAAACCUGGAAUUCCCGAAAGAUGGUAUCGACGAUCCUUCGACGACGAAUACGACACGACGUUCAUCGCCGCCGACCUCGUAAAAUCCAUCAUCGCCUACCCCGGGACUCUCAAAAUUGGCGGAAACAUGGGUCAAGUCAACACUUUUACAGGAGUAGAUCUCACAAACCUUACGGGCGGUGUAUACAAUCUCCAAAGUCUCACUCAAGGGAACAAUCUCGGCUGUUUGUUAUUUCAAUCCAGUGCUCUUCUCACUCCUAGCUUACUCAGGCCUCUACUCGGUACCAGUUUGACUAGUGUUUUGAACCGACUCAAUGCGCUGUUUGGAAAUGUUCUGGCGCCGCUUGGAUGUCCUCAGCUUGAGGAAUUGGAUACGAGGGCUUUGGAGCAGUUUCCUGGAUAUACUAAUCCUGGCAAGCAUCUGUAG
This is a messenger RNA of Ramularia collo-cygni, 1278 nucleotides long. Its product is annotated as related to oxidase. NCBI's taxonomy places the organism in Eukaryota, Fungi, Ascomycota, Dothideomycetes, Mycosphaerellales, Mycosphaerellaceae. Gene Ontology annotation, molecular function: peroxidase activity. The transcript has 2 exons. The record is from RefSeq and is a predicted model, not a curated record. Bases 1 to 1278 code for a protein of 425 amino acids.